AUGUCCACUACCACGACCAUCACGGAGCAAGCUCGCGUCAACCCCAGUCUACACGGCUUCGGCCGGAUGCGGGUGGAUGGCACCGACCAGCAGUAUGGUGAUUUCCGUGAUGAGUUGACCCGCAACGGCUUUGCAGUCGUCAAGGGCGCAAUUCCCCGCGAGAAGGCUACAAAGUAUGCAGAUGAGAUGUACUCCUGGCUGGAGAACUUCAAUUUGGGAUUUGAUCGCAAUGAUCCUUCCACUGUGCACAAGGACAACCUCCCAGUCAUCAACGAGAAGGGUAUGUGCUUGCACUAUGGGCUGGCUCAUGAAUCCUUUGUCUGGGGCGUGCGCAGUGAACCCGGCGUGGUCGCCGCCUUCGAGAAGAUCUACGAUGACGAGGACUUGAUUGUCUCGUUUGAUGCCACCAACUUCCAAUUCCCAAACCGCACCGACCUUGCUCCCAACAAGCCCUGGCCACACCAGGAUCAGGAUCCGGAGAAGCCUGGAUUUCGAUGCAUGCAGGGACUGGUGAACCUGUUGCCCAAUGGCCCUGAGGAUGGCGGUCUGAUCGUCUGCAAAGGAGGGCACCUCGUAUCCGAGCAAUUCCACAAGGAGAUGGCCGACGAGGAGCGUAUCCCGGCCUGGACGCCCGAAUGGUACGGCUUCACCGACCGCGGUAUGAAGUGGCUCGAAGACCACGGCUGCAAGUGGGAGAAGGUCUGCGCCGAGCCCGGCGACCUUUUGCUCUGGGAUUCUCGCACUCCCCACUACAACCUAAGCCCGAAGGCCAGCCAGCCCCGAUUUGCGAUUUACACUUGUUUCAUGCCCGUAGCAGAUGCCACCCAGGAGGACCUGGUGCGCAAGAAGGAUGCCUUCGAGCGCCGUGUGGGGACUACCCACUGGCCUAACGCGAGACAUACCGGCUCGAAUGUUGCCCAGCGCGAUGGCAAGGAGGACCCUCACAACCGGCAGGGUCCCGUCGGCGAGGCUGUACUCAGUGAACGCGCGUUCAAGUUGACGGGUAUCCCGUACAUCAAGGACCCAUCUGUCAGUAUGAAGCAGUCUAUUGUGGCGGCUUGA
Messenger RNA from Penicillium macrosclerotiorum, 1062 nucleotides. RefSeq lists its product as uncharacterized. The record is from RefSeq and is a predicted model, not a curated record. NCBI's taxonomy places the organism in Eukaryota, Fungi, Ascomycota, Eurotiomycetes, Eurotiales, Aspergillaceae. The transcript has 3 exons. The coding region runs from base 1 to 1062 and encodes 353 amino acids.